AUAAUGACCAUCGUAGUCACCAAAUCAUCGCCGGUGGCGGUCACGGGCCCGGAGAAGCUGGGGACGGCGCGCCGUGGGAUCAUCAACCUCUCCUCUUUUGAUAAGUGUUUGGCUCCAAUUCCUGUCUCGCUGCUCCUCAUCUUCGAUCAGCCAAUCGACGACCCUGUUGAGACAAUCAAGAAGGCCCUGUCGCAGGCACUGGUGCUCUACUACCCUAUGGCUGGCCGCCUCGUCGCUGGACCCGACGGGGCGCCGAACCACAUCUCGUGCUCCGGGGAGGGCGUCUCGUUCGUGGGCGCGCUGGCGAGCUGUGUGCUGGACCAAUUCACGACGUCGCCGCUGCUCGCCGGACAGCUCGCCCCCCGCUACCCUGCCGAGUACUGCCGCUCAGACGACGCCAUGCUGCUGAUGCAGGUGACCGAGUUCGCCUGCGGCGGGUUCGUCGUGGGCGUGACGUGGAACCACGUCAUGGCCGACGCCGCGGGGAUGGCGCAGUUCCUGCAGGCCGUCGGCGAGCUUGCCCGUGGGAUGCCAGCGCCGUCCGUCGUGCCUGUCAGGUCCCAAGUGCUGCCCUGCCUCCCGCCCAAGAUGGUCGCCGCAGCGAGGUCUCGGAUCCGUGUCGGAACGGAGGAAAUGACAAGCCUGGACGUCACCGUCUCAUGGAGCCUGAUUGCCCACAUCAGGGCCGAGUGCGGCGGCACGGUGUUCGACGCUGUCGCGGCCGUGCUCUGGCAGUGCCGCACCCGUGCUGUCAUCUUCGAACCCGAUACGCCUGUGCCUCUCGUCUUCGCGAGCAACAUGCGCGGGCUUGUGGGCGCCAAGCGCGGCUACUACCGAAACUGCAUCAUGCGGCAGCCGGUCAUGGCCAUGAGCGGCACAGUGGCAUGCGGCGACGUCAAGGAGCUGGUGAAGCUCAUCAGGCUCGCCAAGGAAAAGACGCCGGGCCUGCUCACGAACGGCGGCGGUGGGGAUAUGCUGCAGCCGACCACGCCCCCUCCGAGGUACAACACGCUGGUUGUGACGAGCUUGAGGAACCUUGGGUUCGACGAGGUGGACUUCGGGCGUGGGCAUCCGGCGCGGGUGAUGCCGCCGCUGGGCAAGGUCGUGCGGACGGCGACAAACCCCUGCGUUCUAUGCCCGCCAUGCAUGGCAAAGGACGGCAUCAACGUCAUGUCCUUCUGUGUGAAGCCGGAGCACGCCGAUGGCUUCUUACGGGAGUUGGCCGCGAUGCACAUGCACAUGCACGCGCGUUUAUAG
Messenger RNA from Triticum dicoccoides, 1257 nucleotides. RefSeq names its product acyl transferase 15-like. Bases 4 to 1257 code for a protein of 417 amino acids. The transcript has a single exon. The record is from RefSeq and is a predicted model, not a curated record. Lineage: Eukaryota; Viridiplantae; Streptophyta; Magnoliopsida; Poales; Poaceae.